AGCGAAGCAGCUGUGACCAACAAUAAUGUUAAUUCACAGUCCGGCAGGUACGAGUUUAAGGAAAGAAAAAAGCAUAAAUGAUCAAACAAAGGAGUUAUUUCAAAGAGAAGUUGUCAGGCAAAAGUCUGUCUUGAAUGUAAAGAUACUCCAGGUUCUCACACUGGUGUUUCCUCUUUGAAAAGAAGAUCUGAACCUUUAAAACCUCUUUUCAGAGAAGAUGAACAGGGAGGGAGAGGAGAUGGAGUGAUAAACUGCAAUAACCGGAGCGGUGGUGAAGGACUUUGUGUCGUUUCCAAGCGCGGUGGAGCGGUGCCGGCCUGUUGAGAUGGGAAAGCCCAGGAGCAAUCGGCCAUCUGCUUCUUGACUAAACAAGUUAAUUUGUGAGGAAGAAGCAGCCCUGCCAUUGAGGAGAAGAGGGAUGCAGGGGCCCGGCCGGUCUGCUGUGUACAGAAUGAGUCGGGCUGGGAUUUAACUCGACCAAGGGACACAUUGCGGUUGAUGGGGGGUCUGGUGGUGGCAGGGGAAGGACUGGGGUGUGUGUGAGCUCAACUGGUGACGCCAGGCUGAGUCCUGCUCCCCACGCAGCUCCUCAGUCCCAUUUCACACCAGAUCUUGUCUCACAUAGGAGUACUCCGCAAUUUUCCAUGUUUAGUGAAGCUCCUGGAAGGAGAGGAGGUUCUGCCAUCCCCCUCUGAAUUUACUAUGCAAGUGCCCUGUGGUUCCUCAGCUGCCUGUGAGGAGUUUCUUGUCUCUGCCACUCUAUAAAUCACCACCAAGGACACCUGCCCCGACCUCGGAUCUGCGUUACAGGCUCUGUGCUGUUCACUUCAGACACACACGUUUGGGAAAGCUGCCUCGCGUUUCCGCGUUUCACCGCUGCUGAACACAUGUCGAUGCCAACAGGCAAGUUUUGGAACUGGAUGGGUCCAAGCAGAGAUACAGGGCAAGAAAAAGGUGCUGUAACUGUGAUAACGAAGCUGCUUCCCCUGAUAGCGGAGCCCGGUUGGGGUUGUGGUUCCCUUUGUGGGGCAGGAGGGGAGGAGCUGAUGCUGGAGCUGCUGGUUGUGCUCAGUGCAAUCUGUGCUGGGCCUACUGGGGUGUAACCUUUUUGCAGUGGGGUUAAAUACCACAAGUACCGCUGAACUCGAUGACAAGCCCUCGGUGUCUCGUAGUGGAGUUUUUCCACUGGAGUUCAGCAAUGAAACACCGUCAGCCUGUGCAAUCGCAGCCUGUUCUCUGCAGAACCCGAGGUGCUCUGAGGAGGUGUUUUCCACUGAAAACUCCUCUUUUGCAUGAUGAUGUCGGCACUGUGAGCCUGGUGAUGCUGCUUCCCUUUCCGGGAAGAAAUUGUUGCCAAGAUCCAACGUCAACCUCCCCUGGUGCAACUUGAGGCCGUUUCCUCUGCUCCUGGCGCUUGUUCCUGGGGAGCAGAGCCCGACCCCCCCUGGCUCCAAGCUCCUUUCAGGCAGUUCAGAGAUCAGAAGGUCUCCCCUCAGCUCCUGUUCUCCAGCUGAACCCCCCAGGUCCCUCAGCCGCUCCAUCACACUUGUGCUCCAGCCCCUCACCAGCUCCGUUCCCUUCUCUCAACUCGCUCCAGCACCUCAAGGCCUUUCUUGGUGCGAGGAGCCCAAAACCACCCCCAGGAUUCAUGGUUUGGCCUCCCCAGGUCCCAGCACAGGGACAGUCACUGCCCUGGGCCUGCUGGCCACACCAGUGCUGGUACCAGCCUUUUCUUGUUGUGAGGGGCCCAAAACUACCCCCAGGAUUCAAGUUCCCCUGGUCCCAUGGGAGGUGACUCGAAUCCCCAGUUUGGAAAUGGAGCCCCAGAGCAGCAUCGCAGUGGCCACAGCCCCGACUCUCUCUGGCUACGCGGGGCCCUGUUUCAGCUCCGCUUUGUCCCGCUCGGGCUCCUGAAUAAUGGACGGGCUGUCAGCGGAUCCUGACGGGCUCUCGGGUUUCCCCAGGGGAUACGUGGAGGCUCCAUCACCCUCCAGCCUGUCCCUGCUGUCCUCGCUGGGAUCGGGUGUCAGUGGGUCCGGGUGCUCCAGGGAGGCGGGCGGUACCUGCAGCAUGUCCCUUUGUGCCCAUCCCACCCCAGCGCUCAGCUCUGGCCCCAACUGGGGGGACUGGUCCUCCCUGGGCUGGGUUUGUGUCUGUGCAGCCACACACACGUCUUGAAACAGCCUUUGCACCUGGGGCUGCUCUCACGUCCCCAGUUUAUACCAAAACCAAGCAAAAAUAGAACAUUUCAGUUGAAGGGACAAAAAUGUGCCUUGUAGCCCCACUUAAGCCACCUCUCUAUUCCCCAGCCAAAAUAAUAAUCAUCAUUAUCAUCACCAGAAAUUUAAUAAAUAAUAUAUAGCAAAUCUAUAUUGAAUUUAUAGUUACAUUUUGUUAUUGAUAUAAAAAUAUAUUUAUAUUCAAUGUAUGAUUAUUAUGAUUAUUAUUGUUAUUAUUUAAGGAGCAAAAAGCACGAGCGCCACGUUCCGGCCCGGAGGCAGGUUUGUGAGCAGCCCUCGGUACCAGGACCUGGGUUGUGCUGUGGCCCUCACCGAGGGUAAUGGCAUUUGGGGACCAAAGCGGGGAUUCCAGAGGCUCUGCCGUAGCGGUGCUGUGUGCUCCCCAAAAGCCAUGUUUCUAUGGCGGGGCUGCCUGUAGCACCCCCAAGCACUGGGGACCCCAGUGCUGCUCUGGGUGCCCCGUCCCCCCGCCCUCCUCUUCCUCCCACGAGGACCAAGUGCCGGUUCCUUCCUGCACAGCCAUGGAGGUCACGGGGCAUCUGUGGUGACGCAUCCACCGUCCCCAUCCUGCAGCUGCUGCCGGUUGUUUCGACAUCUCACGUGAACCACCACCCACAGCCCAUCCUUCCCACGUGUAAUUAAACAGAGAAUUUCCACUGGGCUGCACCAUCUCAGCUCCCUUGGGCCUCCUGGUGUCUUCCUGGGUGCAAAUCCCGUCCUGUCCCUGCUCCGAUGUGGACAGGGCAUCCCCACAGAGCAACGCAGAGGGACUCGCAUCCUGUGAUGGGAAUUUAAGAACCUAAAAAUCCAAGAGUGUGGGAAAAGUGAAAGCCGGCGGAUCUGGGAACCUGCAGACAUCCCUUCCUCACAUCCCAGCGCCAUCUCUGCUUCCUGCUCUGCCUUCUCUCUCCGCGGCCACCUUUGUCCUUGCAGAUGUGGCUGACGCCAGCGGUUCUGUCUGAACACACAGCGAGCAGCUGGGGCUGGAAGGUGAUGGGGUGAUUUGUAGAAGACAGAGCUUGCGAGGAGACGUCAGGGCUUUUCAAAGGCCUCGGCGCGGGACCCACUGCCAUGCGAUGCUCCCCAAAGCGCUUCCUCACGGCUGUGCUCGCAGCCUCCUUCCUCCUCCUCCUCCUCCUCAUCCUCCAUGGGGGCGGCCGGCAGGAACAGGAUCCCCUGGAGGUGGAACUUGGGGAUGUGGCCCCGGCCACGAUCCUGCAGCUGCUGCAGCCGGAGGGAGCCCAGCGCAUCCUCAAGGACACGGGUGACUUCUCUGUGCUCCACAACAUCUCCUACCACCUCCUGGCUGGUUCCCACUCCCCCCACAAAAAAUUCCUGGCGGUGGGACUGGCGUCAGUGCGGCGGCCACGUGGCUACUACCUGCCGGCCACACUCCAGUCCCUCUUCAUGCAGUCAACGGAGGAGGAGCUGCAGGAGAUGGUGGUCGUGGUGCACCUGGCUGAUGCCGACCCCGGCUGGAACGUGCGUGUGGCCGCUGACAUUGCCCGCAAGUUUGCUCAGCAGAUCCUCCUGGGCCGGCUCCUGCUCAUCCACGCUCCCCAUGAGUUCUACCCCACGCUCCAGGGCCUUAAGAGAAACUACAAUGACCCGGAGGAGCGGGUGAAGUUCAGGUCCAAGCAGAACGUGGACUACGCCUUCCUUCUCACCUUUGCUGCCAACCUCUCCUCCUACUACCUGAUGAUUGAGGACGAUGUGUGGUCCGCCAAGUCCUUCCUGACGGCCAUCCGCAAGGCGCUGGCUUCCCGAGAAGGCUCCAACUGGGCCACCCUUGAGUUCUCCAAGCUGGGCUACAUCGGGAAGCUCUACCGCUCCAGUGACCUUCCUCGCUUGGCUCGCUUCCUCCUCCUCUUCUACCAGGAGAUGCCCUGCGACUGGUUGCUGGUCCAUUUCCGCCUCCUGCUCACCCAGAAGGAUGUCAUCCGCUUCAAGCCCUCCCUGUUCCAGCACAUGGGCCUCUACUCCUCCUUCCAAGGCACCAUCAACCGGCUGGAGGACGAUGAGUUCCAGCCUGACGCUUUGGACAUCCCGGAUAACCCACCAGCCACCUUGUUCACCAGCAUGUCUGUCUUUGAGAACUACGAGCCCCUCAAGGCUUAUAGCACAGCAGAAGGGUAUUUUUGGGGGAAAAACCCAUCGGCUGGCAGCGUCUUCUCCAUCAUCUUCCAGCAGCCGGUCCAUGUCGCCCGCGUGCGGGUGCGCACGGGCUCCCAGGAGCGCCGGGGCGAUUUCCUGCGCUUUGGGGUGCUGGAGCUGGGCCGGUGGCGGGGACCCAAUGGCCGCGACUGUGGCACCUACACCACGGUGGGCACCUUUGAGAAGGGGACGCUGGAGCGGCGGGGGCUGCAGAACGUCGUCCCUGGCCCCGUGGAGUGCGUCAGGAUCCGGGUCACCCGGGACCAGAGCGAGUGGCUCAUCAUCCAGAGCGUCGAGGUCUGGACCGCGGCGGGGAGCUGAGUGGCGACGGGCGCCGUGCCAAAGCGGCUGGACUUUGUACUAAGAGGCUCUUUAUUUUUCUCGCUCCCUUUUUUGAUAAGGAAUUAAGUUAUCAGCUCCGGAGGGCGGUGGGACGUGGAUGGGGCCGUGCCUGCCUGGGGGAUGCUCCAGCAAGGAGCAGCAGACGUUUGGGAAUUCAGGCUGGGCAGCAGCAAACAUUUCCUCCCAGGGAGGAUGGUGCACAGACAGAGCUAAUUAACUAAUUAAUUAACUAAAUAAUUAA
Molecule: messenger RNA, 4977 nt
Organism: Columba livia (rock pigeon)
Lineage: Eukaryota; Metazoa; Chordata; Aves; Columbiformes; Columbidae
Product: alpha-1,6-mannosyl-glycoprotein 4-beta-N-acetylglucosaminyltransferase
Exons: 4
Coding region: 3312-4715 (467 amino acids)
Biological process (GO): protein N-linked glycosylation
Molecular function (GO): acetylglucosaminyltransferase activity
Source: RefSeq, a predicted model, not a curated record